Messenger RNA from Mangifera indica (mango), 1390 nucleotides. Its product is annotated as peroxidase 72-like. Gene Ontology annotation, molecular function: heme binding; peroxidase activity. Gene Ontology annotation, biological process: hydrogen peroxide catabolic process; response to oxidative stress. The transcript is spliced from 4 exons. Bases 84 to 1064 code for a protein of 326 amino acids. The record is from RefSeq and is a predicted model, not a curated record. Lineage: Eukaryota; Viridiplantae; Streptophyta; Magnoliopsida; Sapindales; Anacardiaceae.
CUUCUUAAAUCUUCUGACACUUCAAUUUUUUGUCUAUAGUUUUCUGUGUCUUGAAAGUAAAAGACACAAAAAACACACAAUCAAUGGUUCACUUCAUGAGCUUCCUCAUUGCCUUUUCUCUAAUUGCCGUCAGUGGCAAGGCUUCCAGUGGUUUCCUUUACCCGCAGUUUUAUGAUCACUCAUGUCCCAGAGCUCAAGCGAUAGUGAAGUCCGUUGUGGCCAAGGCUGUUGCAAAAGAAACCCGCAUGGCUGCUUCUUUGCUCAGGCUUCAUUUCCAUGACUGCUUCGUCAAGGGGUGUGAUGCAUCAUUAUUGUUGGAUAGCAGUGGCACCAUAACAAGUGAGAAAAGGUCCAAUCCUAACAGGAAUUCAGCCAGGGGAUUUGAAGUCCUUGAUGGAAUCAAAUCUGCUCUAGAGAAGGAAUGUCCUCAGACAGUAUCCUGUGCUGACAUUUUGGCUCUAGCUGCUAGAGAUUCUACUGUGUUGACUGGUGGACCUAGCUGGGAAGUUCCACUGGGAAGAAGAGACUCCAGAAGUGCAAGCUUGAGUGGCUCUAACAACAACAUUCCUCCUCCAAACAGCACAUUCCAAACACUUCUCACCAAGUUCAAGUUGCAAGGACUUGAUGUAGUCGAUCUUGUAGCCUUAUCUGGGAGUCAUACAAUUGGGGAUUCCCGUUGCACAAGUUUCAGGCAGAGACUGUACAACCAAUCAGGCAACGGGCAACCUGACAACACUCUUGAUCAAUCAUAUGCUGCACAAUUGAGACCCAGAUGCCCAAGGUCUGGUGGUGAUCAGAAUCUGUUCGUGUUGGACUUUGUUAGCCCAACGAAGUUUGAUAACGCCUACUACAAAAACAUAUUAGCUUCAAAGGGUCUGUUGAACUCUGAUCAGGUCCUCUUAACUAAGAAUAAAGCAUCCAUGGAGUUAGUGAGGAAGUAUGCAAAGGACAAUGAGCUUUUCUUUGAGCAAUUUGCCAAGUCCAUGAUAAAGAUGGGUAAUAUAUCUCCAUUAACCGGUUCCAAGGGAGAGAUCAGAAAGCGCUGCAGACAGAUUAACAAAUAAAUAAAUUACCCAUUUUUUCUUUCUAUCCUUUAAAUUGAGAAAAGUGUCAAUCUUUGCAGUACCUAUGAGCAGUGUUGAGUACUGUUGGAAAGUAGAGAAGGUUGAGUUUAAGGGAGGAUGUUACUAUGUAAGGGUGAAAAUGCUAUUUCUGUAAUGUACAUGUGCCUUGAUGGACAUUUGUAGUAUUUCUGUGCUUUUCCGUUCUUUUGUAAAUGACCAAGGGGCAAAGUGUCAUUGUGCCCCUUGACCAUAAAAACCGGUGAAAAUAUUUAGAUUGUGGUUGGGCUAUUCAUUUUCGAAUAAAAACGUUUUUUCUUAUUCUUCCA